This is a messenger RNA of Colossoma macropomum (tambaqui), 2068 nucleotides long. It is a transcript of the gene ikzf5, whose product is annotated as IKAROS family zinc finger 5. Bases 375 to 1631 code for a protein of 418 amino acids. The transcript is spliced from 5 exons. Lineage: Eukaryota; Metazoa; Chordata; Actinopteri; Characiformes; Serrasalmidae. The record is from RefSeq and is a predicted model, not a curated record. Gene Ontology annotation, biological process: regulation of transcription by RNA polymerase II. Gene Ontology annotation, molecular function: RNA polymerase II cis-regulatory region sequence-specific DNA binding; DNA-binding transcription factor activity.
UGAGGGGAAGAGAUGUAGCGGCGCUCACAAGGUGCGAACUUUUAGCAGGAGCCGAUUGUCUGUUGCUUUGAUUUUGCGGCUGAUUUUUGCUGCUUUUUUAGACUUUUAUUUUUAGGACCGCGGUGUUAAACGACUGCUCAGUUACUGCGGAGAGCCGAGCGCCUGGCUCACCGUCCUGUGUUGUGUAGAAGAGGCUGUACUGAAGCCAGUUAGCAGCGAGCUAACGCUACAGCCAACCUGACAUGGAGAGAAACCCGCUGAUCUAAUCCUUUCGACGCUGACCGGAUAUCGAUCACCUGUGUUUUCUUUCUUCUACUACAUCGUCGAGACGGCUGGCUGAAAGGAAUUGAACAUAAACGGUCCUGAUCUUUCCAAUGGACGAAGAGAAGCCAGAGACGUUGGACUUUGUGAAGGACUUCCAGGAGUACCUUAGUCAGCAGACGCAACAUGUCAACAUGAUAUCAGGCUCUGUCAGCGGAGUGAAGGACACAGACGACAUCCCGGAAGGUCUUGGACAGAAUGGCCUGGAGCACCCAGCAGUGGACAUGUCCCUGGAAGAUGGCUCAGGCAUGUUGGUGGACGGCUUUGAGCGGACCUAUGAUGGGAAACUCAAGUGCCGCUAUUGUAAUUAUGCCACCAGGGGCACUGCAAGGCUUAUAGAGCACAUACGUAUUCACACAGGUGAGAAGCCCCAUCGCUGUCACCUAUGCCCUUUUGCCUCUGCUUACGAGCGCCACCUAGAGGCACACAUGCGCUCUCACACGGGCGAGAAGCCCUAUAAGUGUGAGCUGUGCUCCUUCCGCUGCAGUGACCGCAGUAACCUGUCCCACCACCGACGCCGCAGGCACAAGCUCCUGCCCAUGAAGGGUGCCCGCUCCUCUCUGUCCCACCGUAAAAUGCUCAGCGUGCUACAGAAGAGGGGCAGCUCGUUAGCCUAUGGCCGCAGACUCCUCGUCGUCAACAACCCCAUGUCCAUGGUACUGCAGAAGCCCAGCUCUGAGCAGCACCACCUUGGUGAAUUCAGUCAUGAGCUCCCGCCCCACGCCCACCUCCACCAGGAGACCUAUGACGGACUGGUGAAAGACCCGCAGACCACGGCUGGAGGAAGCUCCAGGAACGAGCAGGACCUUGUUUUGGACAACCCGCUCAACCAGCUGUCCACGCUGGCCGGCCAGCUCGCUAGCCUCCCUCCCGAAGCUCAGGGGGCUCCAGUGUCACCAGGAGCCGAGUCUCUACCGGACGAGAAACCCACAUACCUCGUGCAGCAGCCAGUGACGGCUCCGGCAGCUGUCUCGGCUAGCGUGGCCCAGGCGUCCUCCCCGAUCACCCCGGAGCCGCGGCCGGCAGCGCAUAGCGGCUGCAGCCCCGGUGUGGGCCCCUGCAGCGAGCGAACCAGCACCCCCAGCGGCACCAACAGCCAGCCAGGGACCCCCACCCCAGGCCAGGACCCCCAGCUGCUCCACCACUGCCCACAUUGCCACAUCUAUUUUCCUGAUAACAUCCUUUACACCAUCCACAUGGGCUGCCAUGGCUACGAGAACCCUUUCCAGUGCAACAUCUGUGGGCACAGGUGCAGAAACAAGUAUGACUUUGCCUGCCACUUUGCCCGAGGCCAGCACAAGACUGACUGACAGAGGUCCAGACAGCAGGACAGUACUGGCUGGGAUUUGGCUCCUACCGUGUUCCCAUUCGGCGCUACAGCAGGGAUGUCCUCUCGGUGAGAAAUGGGAACCUGCUCGGUAUUUUUGUCUUCACUUUUACAAGAAUUAAAGGACAUGCAUUUUAUUUAUUUUGCGACGAUUUUUGUGGAAACUCUUUCAGACGAGACGGUGGGGCAGCUACUGGACACCGUGCCUAUAUCUCCCUGGUGUAUUCAACAGACAUAAUCCUCUCAUAUUAUGUGAAUGCUAAUAGUAUUGAAUUGAAACUUGUGGUCCAUGAAGUGCUUUCGAGACAUAGAUUUAGGCCCAUGAAAGGAGCAGGAACGCGCACUUGAUAGUAGUUUUUGUUGAGAGUGUUGUUUGUGGGUAUUAGUGCAUUCCUUCUCAUAAAGUACUCAUGAAUUUCA